Messenger RNA from Myotis davidii, 3250 nucleotides. It is a transcript of the gene ZNF438, whose product is annotated as zinc finger protein 438. NCBI's taxonomy places the organism in Eukaryota, Metazoa, Chordata, Mammalia, Chiroptera, Vespertilionidae. Gene Ontology annotation, biological process: regulation of transcription by RNA polymerase II. The transcript has 6 exons. Gene Ontology annotation, molecular function: sequence-specific DNA binding; DNA-binding transcription factor activity, RNA polymerase II-specific. Gene Ontology annotation, cellular component: nucleus. Bases 779 to 3169 code for a protein of 796 amino acids. The record is from RefSeq and is a predicted model, not a curated record.
AGCACACGGCUGUUCCCACACGUGGAGAACUUUUAACGAACACGUGAGGAAAAGACAGCAGUGUCUGUGGAAAAUCUGCCUCACAACUCCGGGGAACUGCCCAACCCCCUCCCUAACAGCUGGUUUGCUGUGCCCCCGGAGGUCUUCGCCCCCUUCUAUUGAUGUCCAGCUGCGGGUCACACGCUUGGAACGCAGCUCUCCCGAGCGGCCCCAUCCCGGCCCCCGAACGCGCGAAGCACCCCCAGCAGGCGGCCUUGCAACCCGUCUGCGCCUGCGCCCGCGCCCAGAGCUCCAAGACAGGGGCGGGGCCCUGAGGAAAGGGGCGUGUCUCUCGCUGGGCUCUCUGGGGGCGGAGCCGGGGGACCCGUGUGGUCCUGUGACCUGCGGGUUGACCUUCCCGAACGCUGGGUCCCGUGACGUCACCUCGCCGUGACGCGCACGCUGUAAGAAAACUAUGAGGAAACUGACACAGAAAGAUUAAGAAUUUGCUCAAGGUUGCACAGCUGAAAUGUGAUGGAGACAGUAUUUGAAUUUGGGCAAUCUGACCUCACAGUCCAUGCUCCAGUCAACAAUACUGCCUCACAGUAGGAACAACAAUGGAACAAUGCUCAGAGGUGGAAGCAAGCCUGAGGUGCCAAGGCAUUGCAAGGAUUAAUUAAAAGAAUUUACCACAUAUUUUAUGACUUUUUACUGGAACAUUGAGAGAUAGCCCAGAUUGAGGAUUCCCGUUGGCAUUGGGUUGGUGGGAGCAACCUUUUGUUGAAAUAGGUGAUCAGUCAUGCCUUCUGGAACAAUACAAAGUGGAAAAGGUUUGCAGACCAAGAGUCAGUUUAGGACCAUUGCACCGAAAAUUGUGUCCAAAGUCCUAACUUCCAGAGUGCUGUCGGGCCCUUCGCCAUCACUCUCUGAUCAGGUGAAUCCAGGCCCCCCCAUCAGCUCUACACCACUGGGGGUGCCUGCCCAAAAUUAUGCUCUGAUGCAGGUUGCUGGCCAGAAGGGAACAUUUUCUCUCGUGGCGUUGCCUCAGGUUGCCUCAAUUCAACCAGUCCAGAAACCCAGACUGCCCCUGCCUGAAAACCUUAAACUGCCUAUUCCUCGAUACCAACCCCCAAGAAAUAACAAAGGAUCAACAAAGAACCCCAUUUCGAGCUUCUCUGAACGUGGCUGUAGCAAACCUCCUGCCCAAACCCAAACGUCUCCUUCCCCACCUGGCUGUUCUGAGCCCCUGCCCCAGCCCAGUCCGUCCGAACCGGUGCUGCCACCAGGCCAGGCCCCAGCCAGCGUCAGCCGGGCUGCUCUAACCAGCGGAGGUGGCCCUGGAGGCGCUCAACCUCCAGUGACCAGUGACUGUGGAGACCCGAACCUUCCUGACACCCCAACAUCAUCCGCACCAGAGGAGCCCUCUGCCAGGCAGGGCUUCAUGAAGAUUUCAGGGAAAGAAAUCUUUGCAAGCAAAGAACCAUCCAGUAAACCUGCCGCUGUUGCCAGUGAAAAACAUAAAGAACAAGUUGACCUUGCAGAAGGCACAGUCAGGUUAUCGACAGCCAUUUGGGGUGGUUCACUCCAGUGGGUGCCCUCAGUCCCCAAAGGUAAACUGCCCGUCUUACCCCCCGUAAGUAUGAAAACAACAGAGGUUUAUAAAAGUGAGUCCGAUGUUAACAUUGUAGACUUUUCUUUACCUGGGCUCAGGGUGCACUCGGAUAAGACAUCCACCGUCACCGAAGGCUUUGAUGCAGCCACCAAAGUGGCCAAUAAGGUACCUGGUCCACAGGUGUCAAAGCAGAGUCUCUGUGAAAGUGCCUUUUGUCCAGCUCCCAAACUGGAUCUCAACCACAAAACAAAACUGAAUGGCGGGGCAACAAAGAGAAAAGGAAGAAAACUAAAGGUACCCGAUGAAAUCUUGUCAUUUCAGGGGAAAAGGAGGAAAUGUAAAAUAAUAAAAAAUGAUUCCCAACAAUCCAGAGAGCAAAAACCUGGGGCUUUGAAAAAAUACCGUAGCAUUAUGCCUAAACCUGUCAUUGUCAUGCCUGCUGUGGCUCCCUUGGGUUCUCCUGUGGCUAUAUUACCUUCCCAAAGGCCCAGCAGCCUAGGACAGGACAGUUUGUUAAAUAAUUCGCUCACUCCUAAAUAUCUCGGCUGUAAGCAGGACGACAGCCCUUCCCCUAAGCCCAGCUCUGCAUUCAGAAAUGGAUUCUCUGGCAUUAAGAAGCCUUGGCACAGAUGUCCUGUCUGUAACCACCACUUCCAGUUCAAGCAGCACCUUCGAGACCACAUGAAUACCCACACUAACAGACGGCCUUACAGCUGUCGAAUUUGUCGCAAGGCAUACGUGCGUCCCGGCAGCCUGAGCGCACACAUGAAACUUCAUCAUGGCGAGAACCGGCUGAAGAAACUUGUGUGCUGUGAAUUUUGUGCAAAAGUGUUUGGUCAUGUCAGAAUCUAUUUCGGCCAUCUGAAAGAAGUGCAUAGGGUUGUCAUCAGCACCGAGCCCUCGCCUAGCGAACUGCAGCCAGGGGACCUGCCAAAGAACAGGGACAGGGAUGCAAAUGUGCAGAGAGAAAACAAAUCAAGCCUCUACGAAGACCUUCUCCUAAACCAGGCAGACGAAGUCAAAUUACAAAUCAAAUGUGGCCGCUGUCAGAUCACUGCCCAGUCCUUCGCUGAAAUAAAGUUUCAUUUACUUUAUGUUCAUGGAGAGGAAAUUCAGGGCAGGCUGCAAGAGGAGAUCUCCCCAGGAAGCCAAGCAGCUGGCGAAGAACUGGCUCAACAUGCUGCUCCUUCCUGGAAACAGCAUCCCGAAAGAAGAAAGCUGCCGCAGCACCGUCCCUCUGAUGAGGAGGUGCAUGCAGUUCCUACAAUGACACAGCAACCCUACCUGCAUCAGCAGAAUGAAAAGGAAAUGCUCACAAAAUAUGAAGGAGCCCAGCUGAGACCCAGCAAGCCAGAAGUCCCCCAGGGCCCUGCGAGUCCCAGCCCACACUCAGUUCUCCUUCAGUCCCCUUCCGGCUUUAACUGCAUCCUUUGUGCACAGACGCUUAGAAGGAAAGAAGAACUCCUCCUGCACUGGGAACAAGGGCACAAUUGUGAGGACCCUCCAAUGCUCUGGAGGAUUCUACAUGCACUCUCUAACCGGGAAGUGUCCGAACUUCCCAGCAAAACUGAAACAUGAAAGACUGGGGCCAGAGAGGUUAAACAGAGUUUUGUAUCACCUUUCUCUCAAAGUCCUUGCUUUAUGGUGGUGCUUAAUUAU